AAAAAUAAAAAAAAAAAAAAAAAAAAAUUACAGACGUCUGUGAUCUCUUCUUCUCGACAGAGAAGCGAAACCUCCACUGUGUCUUCAUCACUUCCAAAAGAUACGAAAUUUGCUUUGAUUUUCUCACUGUUUGAUCAAAUUUGGUAAAGAGAAAAUCUAGGAUUAGGGUUUCUACUUCGAAUCAGGGAAAAAUGAAGCAGCUAUUGUACAGUCACCAUAACCAGUCUCAAAGAAAGGCAUUUGCGGGUCUUUUCGUCCUUCUGCUUCCCAUUUUCCUCCCUCAUCUUUUCAGCCCAUUGGGCCGAGCCUGGCCUUCCCUGUUCUCUGAAUGGAAUGCUCCAAAACCUAGGCAUUUGCCUCUUCUAAAAGCUGCCUUAAAUCGCCCAAUUCUCAGUAGGCAACAGUCUGAGCUUUGGUCUCCUUUGCCUGAUCAAGGAUGGAAACCUUGCAUUGAACCCGUAACUAUUCCUUCAUUGCCCCAAACAUCUCGAGGUUAUAUCCAGGUAUUUCUUGAUGGAGGGUUGAAUCAGCAAAGAAUGGGAAUAUGCGAUGCAGUGGCAGUUGCUAAAAUACUAAAUGCAACGCUUGUGAUCCCACACCUUGAAGUGAAUCCUGUCUGGCAAGAUUCAAGUUCAUUUGUGGAUAUAUUUGAUGUGGAUCACUUCAUUGAUGUCCUACAUGAUGAAAUUUUUAUUGUUAAAGAGCUCCCCAAUGAGUACUCUUGGAGUACACGUGAGUAUUAUGCUACAGGUAUACGAGCUACUAGAAUCAAGACAGCGCCUGUCCAUGCUUCAGCUGACUGGUAUCUGGAAAAUGUUUUGCCUGUAUUGCAAAGUUAUGGAGUCGCUGCUGUUGCCCCAUUCUCCCACCGUUUAGCUUUUGACAAAUUACCAACUAACAUCCAACGCCUGCGUUGUAAAGUCAAUUUUGAAGCUUUAGUUUUUGUUCCUCAUGUAAAAUCUUUGGGAGAGACACUUGUUAAUCGUCUCCGCAAUCCUUCUGGCAGCUCAAGGACUGAGUUCCUAAGGGAGAGAAUAGAUGAUACUGAAAAUCUGGGAUCCAGAAAGUUUGUGGUGUUGCAUCUUCGCUUUGAUAAAGAUAUGGCUGCUCAUUCUGCCUGUGAUUUUGGUGGGGGUAAAGCAGAAAAACUUGCUCUGGCCAAAUAUCGCCAAGUGCUUUGGCAAGGAAGGGUAUUAAAUUCACAGUUUACAGAUGAAGAGUUGAGAAGUCAGGGCCGUUGCCCAUUGACUCCUGAAGAGAUUGGAUUACUGCUAGCUGCUUUAGGUUUCAGCAAUAGCACUCGUCUCUAUCUUGCUUCACACAAGGUAUAUGGUGGAGAAGCAAGAAUUUCUACCUUGAAGCAAUUAUUUCCCUUCAUGGAAGACAAGAAAAGCCUGGCUUCUGAAGAGGAAUUGGCUGAAGUCGAAGGCAAGGCUUCAUUAUUGGCUGCAGUCGACUAUUAUGUGAGCUUGCAGAGUGAUAUCUUUAUAUCUGCUUCUCCAGGAAACAUGCAUAAUGCUUUGUUGGGACAUAGAGCUUACCUGAACCUGAAGACUAUAAGACCAAACAUGUUGCUGCUUGGCCCGCUUUUCCUGAACAAGAGCUUGGAGUGGUCAGCAUUUCAGGUUGCAGUUGUCAAUGGGCAUAAAAAUAGACAAGGGCAGGUUAGAUCGAGAAAGGAGAAGCAAUCAAUAUAUACAUACCCUAUUCCUGAUUGUAUGUGUCAAUUAUAAUUGGGUGGAUGCAGAAAUUUUAGAUCUGCAAUUUUGGGCAUAUUUAUUUGCAUGUGCUACUGUCUUUUUUUUGUCCACUUGUAUAUAUCUGGUAUUCUGAACAUUUUUGGCUUUGUAUUUUGUUCGAAGUUGUGGCAACUGGUAAUAGAUAUGCAGAUUGAUUUUACUCUUCUCCAAUCACCACUACACAAACUUGGUGGAUUGUACAAUUGAAACAAUGAUGCUUACAAGAGUUUUGAUUGAUCGAUUUAUGAAUGAGUUUGGCCGUC
Messenger RNA from Jatropha curcas, 2002 nucleotides. RefSeq names its product O-fucosyltransferase family protein. The record is from RefSeq and is a predicted model, not a curated record. Lineage: Eukaryota; Viridiplantae; Streptophyta; Magnoliopsida; Malpighiales; Euphorbiaceae.